AUGUCUGCCAUUAUCGAGACUAAGAAUGCAAUUAGCACAGGUAAUCGUCUUUUUAUCAAAAAUAUUGGUAAAUUCCUCUUACCACAAACUGAUUUAAAUAUAUGCAAUGACAAGCAGUACAUAUUAAUCCAUUAUAGACGUCUUGUAAGGCUUAAACCAUUCAUAUCCCAAAGACAAAUGAUCCAAAACACCUACAUAGGCUAUCUCAAGUAUAAAUUUAAAUAUGAGGAUUUCGAGAAAAGGCGAUCAUUAGUUCUAGGAAAGGAAACAAGCAACCAUAUCAGUUGGAAGACUGAGCUCCUCCAAACUUACAAUUUCAUAAUGACUGCUGUAUCUCAUGUGGAGAAUCAAUCAAUCAAUGCAGAUAGAGAUAUUAUAAUGGCCAAACAGAUAUUAAAAAAUAUUUUAACAUUAGAAUAUUUCAAGAUUGAGAAUAAUGAGAGAAUCGGUCAUACUGAUUUCUAUGAUUACAGGGUUCAAUUCAAACAGCUAAAUGGAAGUGGAAAUCAACAAGACGACAAAGGGGUCGAUUUUGGAGAAUUUGAUAAGGUAGUAAUGUAUCUCAAUGAAACACUUGGAACUAGACUUUGA
Maudiozyma barnettii is the source of this 591-nucleotide messenger RNA. RefSeq names its product Irc19p (gene IRC19). The record is from RefSeq and is a predicted model, not a curated record. Bases 1 to 591 code for a protein of 196 amino acids. The transcript has a single exon. NCBI's taxonomy places the organism in Eukaryota, Fungi, Ascomycota, Saccharomycetes, Saccharomycetales, Saccharomycetaceae.